This is a messenger RNA of Zalophus californianus (California sea lion), 3924 nucleotides long. RefSeq names its product family with sequence similarity 83 member D (gene SACK1D). Gene Ontology annotation, biological process: regulation of ERK1 and ERK2 cascade; regulation of TOR signaling; protein localization to mitotic spindle. NCBI's taxonomy places the organism in Eukaryota, Metazoa, Chordata, Mammalia, Carnivora, Otariidae. The record is from RefSeq and is a predicted model, not a curated record. Gene Ontology annotation, cellular component: cytosol; mitotic spindle pole.
GUUAGAUUCAAAGGUGCCUAUAAAGCGGCCCGCACGGCCGCCCUUGCCCGAGUCUGAUGCGGUCCGUCCCGUCCGACUGCUGCGAUGGCUCUGCGCCCCGAGGGUCUGGACGAGCUGCCCGCCGCCUGCCUGUCGCCGUGCGGGCCGCCCAACCCGGCCGAGCUGUACAGCGAGGCGCGGCGCCUGGCGCUGGAAGAGCUGGUGGCCGGCGGCCCCGACGCCUUCGAGGCUUUCCUGCGGCGCGAGCGCCUGGGCCGCUUUCUGAACCCCGACGAGGUGUGCGCCAUCCUGCGGGCGGCCGAGCGGCCCCGCCAGGAGGGUGCGGCGGCGGGGGCCGAGGACUCCUUCGGCUCGUCGCACGACUGCUCGUCCGGCACCUACUUCCCCGAGCAGUCGGACCUGGAGCCGCCGCUGCUGGAGCUCGGCUGGCCCGCCUUCUACCGGGGCGCCUAUCGCGGCGCCACGCGCGUCGAGGCGCACUUCCAGCCCCGCGGCGCGGGCGCCGGCGGCCCCUACGGCUGCAAGGACGCGCUGCGCCAGCAGCUCCGCUCCGCGCGGGAGGUGAUCGCCGUGGUGAUGGAUGUUUUCACGGACAUCGACAUCUUCAGGGACCUGCAGGAAAUAAGUCGGAAACAGGGAGUUGCCGUCUACAUCCUUCUGGACCAGGCUCUGCUCUCGCAGUUUUUGGAUAUGUGCAUGGAUCUGAAAGUGCAUCCUGAGCAGGAGAAGCUGAUGACCGUUCGGAUUACUGGAAAUACUUACUAUGCAAGGUCGGGAACUAAGAUAGUUGGGCAGGUUCAUGAAAAAUUCACACUGAUUGAUGGCAUUCGAGUGGCUACAGGCUCCUAUAGUUUUACGUGGACAGAUGGCAAAUUAAAUAGCAGUAACUUGGUCAUCCUGUCUGGCCAAGUGGUUGAACACUUUGAUCUGGAGUUCCGAAUCCUGUACGCAGAGUCGAAGCCCAUCAGCUCCAAGCUGCUGUCCAACUUCCGGAUCAGCGGCAAGUUUGACCAUCUAGUCAACCCGAAGCCUCUGUCUAAGGAGCUCACGUUGGGCAACCUGCUGCGCCUGCGGCUGGCCCGGCUCUCAAGCACCCCCAAGAAGGCUGAGCUGGGGUUCGAGGCGCCCACCGAGGGCGGGGCAGAGGCCAGGCGCCAUGACUCGGAGUCCUCCACCAUCAGUGACAAGGACGACUUCAACAGCCACAGGGACAAACGAGAGGGCGGGAGGCUGACCGAUGCUGCCACUCAGACGGAGGCAGGAGAGGAGGCCCUAGCAGUGAGCGUGAGUGAUGCGGGGACCCAGGCCAGCGCCGCGACGGCGUGUGCCGGGACCCAGACCGCAGUCACCACCAGGGUGGCGAGCUCCCAAACCGUGGUUCGGUCCACGUCGGCCACCACCCAGACUGAUGUGGAUGAGAACGUUCUCUUUUCUCAGGGCACCCAGUCUAAAGAAGGGUCACCAGUGUCCAGGAUGUCUGUGUCAAGAUCUUCCAGUUUGAGAUCUUCCUCCUCUCUGUCCUCGCAGGGCUCCGUGGCGAGCUCCCUGGGUUCCCAGGCGUCCAGCAGAGCCACUGACUUUGUCCCCACUGGACAUUCCAAGUUUGGGUGCCCCCACUUGGAUCUGUGCUUGCGAGACUCCUUUAGGAACUUGAAUCAAGAGCGCCAGUUUCACUUUGCUGGCAUCAGGUCCCGGCUCAACCACAUGCUGGCCAUGCUCUCCAGGAGAACGUUCCUGACUGAGAACUACCUUGGUUUUCAUCCUGGAAAUGUUACCAGGGCCUCGGUGAAUCUGCUGUCUGUGAGAGAUAUUGCACUGUAUCCCUCCUACCAGUGACCACUCAGCAUUCAGCACCCGUCCCCCGAGCACCCUGCUUUGCAGCUCGUUCACCCGAUCUUUGGUCACCCCAAUUUUCUCUGACUUCUAUAAACUGCACAUUCUUUUACAUGCCUUUAUCUUAUUUUUGUCAUGUAUAAACCAGGUGUUGGUUUUAUGGUUGAAACGCUAUGGGUACAGUUUCUUUGCACGACUUUAAUAUUGGUAUCUCUUAAAGAGCGUGUUUAGGGGUUCUCAGGUUAAUUCAGGUAAAAGAAAAUACAUUUUGUGUUUUUCUAGAUAUGUGUGCUCUUCUGUUUUAGAGAUUUGAAUGACACUAGUUUUUAUGAUCAAAAUCUUGUUUAAGAAGAAACUUUCUUAUCGUCUGUCCCUUCUUUAGGAUAUCUAUGUUCUUAGUAUUAAAUAAAUAUAAAUAACUUUUGUGUGGUGAUUGCAUGGGUAUUAUUUUUCCCCUCUGGCACUUUUCUCUAGGAGUGUGUCACAAGUAAAUGCAUGUAAUAGCUAUUUUUUGCAGGUUUUUUUUUUUUUUUUAAAUAGUGUUGGGAUGGGGAAGAGGUAGAUCAUCCAAACUGUUAAAAGAGAAAAUAUCCACUUAGAAGUUAGAGGACGUAAAAUAAGUGUCAGGGCUGUGCCCUCCUUAGUGAUAGGAAUGUCGGUGUUACUAUCUGUGUAGUUUGAAGGAGGGAACUUGCCAGCAACUGCAGGUCUUUUCAUGUGCUCUGCUUGUCUUUUCUUCGCAGGAAAAGCUUGAGCUAUUUAGACAAGGAACUUGGUUCUCUGCUGCGCUGCCAAAGGCGGCCUUUGUGUGCGUUCGUGGAUUCAGCCCUGGUAUUAACUCUGGUGGCCCCAUGGGCCUAAUUUCAUCAGAUGGGUGUACUGACAAUGAUUUAGCAAUCUCAUAUCCUGGAGUAGUGGCAGAAGAGGACACUGACAAUUAUCCCAGAUUCCAGGUCCUGUGGCAGGCCAUGCAACUGGUUUCUACACCCUGCUAAUCAGGAUUGGUAUGCUGUGGAUUCCUGUUUUUGUCCAGUCUCGUUUGUGUGGACAGACCAAAGCAAGAGAAUUAAAGGGUGGCCUCCUCCUUCUGAUUUGGCCAAAGCAAGAAAGAUCUGUCACAGGGGAGGGUAUCUUCUGCCACAUAGGCACAUGCUCAUGCACUGGAUCAUGAGCAUGCCUGUGGGUUUUCAUGCGUGCCCUGGGUCUCCCUCAUGGUCCCCAGGCUGGUUAUUUGCUGGGCUCAUGCCUUAGUCUGGGCUGUGAAGCCGGCCAGACAUCUGGCUCGUGUCCGGUUGUAAACAGCUCGGGCCUAAGCCUCACACAAACGUAUAGUUGAUUGAAACCGUUUGCAGAUUUAGAUCAUUUCCUAUGUUCUGUCUUUGACCCUCGCAACAAAGUAGCGCUGGGACAGCUGUUACUCCCCAUAAUCGAGCAAAGAAACAGAAGCUCAGAUGCAGUGGCAUAUUUUAGGCCGCAAGGCUGGUAAACAGUGACGUAGGCGUGGAACACAGGUUUUUUUUGGAGUGGGAGUCCAGUAGUUGGUUGUACGACUCUCUGCAGGAGGGUGGGGGCAGUACAGGGUGUACCUCGAGAAGUGGCAGUUAAUACACUGAUGAGUUGAAACUAAAAACUUAACCUCACUAACGUCAUUCCCUGAAGGUAUUGCCAAUGGUUAGAAAUUAGAACAAAAGAAAUAUGGGAUCCCAAGGAAAUGGCUAGGUCUCUUAGAGUGAGCAAAGCUUUUCUGGCAUUCAAGUUUGGAAAGAAUAUCAUUCCAGGGCAUAGCUGGUCAAGAUGAGGUCUGAGGACCACCUGCAUCAGGGUGAGCUGGGUCCUUGUUUACAAUGUCCAUUAUUGGCCCUUUUCCCAGGGGAGGGGAGGAUGAGUAGGGCAGACUAUUUGGUCCAAAAAUGUUGGUUGCCCCUUCCUGGGAGAGAAUUAUUAUUUCCUUAUAUGUCUAAUGUCAGACUUAGCCAUUGCAAACCUGGCUGUAAAUAUUUCAGUAUGUAUCUGUAAAAGAUCAAAACAAAAAACAACUCACUUUUAAAAACAACCACAAUACCAUGAUCCUACCUAAACAACUUUAAUAAA